Molecule: messenger RNA, 496 nt
Organism: Hibiscus syriacus
Lineage: Eukaryota; Viridiplantae; Streptophyta; Magnoliopsida; Malvales; Malvaceae
Exons: 1
Coding region: 64-393 (109 amino acids)
Source: RefSeq, a predicted model, not a curated record
AUUUAUUCAAUUUAACCAAAAGAUAAUUCAAAAUCCCAAUCUUCUCUUCUCUCUUCUCUUCCCAUGGUUUCCUCCAGCCAAACCAUUAAGUUAUCCAUGGAGUUUGCUGAUGCAGCCUCUUGGCACUGUGCCUUGGUCUUAUUGGUCUUGGUAUUGAUCGGUUCCAUUGGGGCGAAUUCUGUAUCGUCGGAGGAACAUGCGAGAGGGAGGCAGAUUUUCAACCGCCCUUGUGAUGAAAUCUAUGUCGUCGGCGAAGGGGAGACUCUUCACACCAUCAGCGACAAGUGUGGCGACCCUUUUAUCGUCGAGCGUAACCCGCACAUUCAUGACCCCGACGAUGUUUUCCCCGGCCUUGUUAUCAAGAUCAUCCCUUCAACUGAUGAGAAACUAUAGAGGUAGUCAUACUGCCCAUACAAACUGAAUAUAAUAAGCUUCUUCAAAUUACUACAGGCUUGUAUAUAUAUAUAUAUAUAUAUAUCAAAACGUCAUAAAAUUG